This is a messenger RNA of Octopus sinensis (East Asian common octopus), 4268 nucleotides long. RefSeq lists its product as uncharacterized. Gene Ontology annotation, molecular function: DNA-binding transcription factor activity, RNA polymerase II-specific; RNA polymerase II cis-regulatory region sequence-specific DNA binding. Lineage: Eukaryota; Metazoa; Mollusca; Cephalopoda; Octopoda; Octopodidae. The coding region runs from base 544 to 3612 and encodes 1022 amino acids. Gene Ontology annotation, biological process: regulation of transcription by RNA polymerase II. The transcript is spliced from 2 exons. The record is from RefSeq and is a predicted model, not a curated record. Gene Ontology annotation, cellular component: nucleus.
CUCUAGUAAAUUACAGAGUCGGAAGCGAUCCCCAGCGGCUGGAGUAAGGAUCCGAGAGCCGCCACGUGAAUCCAAAGACACGGUUUUCGGUUGCGACGAUGGCCUGUUUAUAUUCAAACGUACAAUUUAUACAACAAAACAGAUGUGUCGUCGCUGUUGGCGAACCGAAAUGAAGUGAAACCAGCGUGUCGCGGGAUAGGAACCAGCUCGCAGUUCUCCCACACGUGGAAGGAUGCUGAAGCACCAAAGCUGACAUUGUGAGAUGAAGAUGCAGAGAGCAGUUGGACAGGCAUUACAGCAGCAAGUAGCAAUAAUAGUAAUGAUGAACGUCUGCUAGGAAUUGACUGGAAUCAGUCAGAACAGAUCAAUUUUUAUUUUUUACUUAAUUUAAUUUUUUCUCGCAUUUUUUUUUUUUUGCAUAUUUGAUAUAUUUUUAUACUGUUUUUAAAAAGAAACAAAAAAAUUUUUUCCAAUCUUAAAAAAAAAAAAAUAACAACAAAAACAAAAACAAGCUUAAAGAACUGUUGGAAAAUAACUUGCAAUAUGCUUAAAAGAAAGAAUAAUUCCUCGGUCAACUGCAAAUCGGUUAUUUUGAGCAAGCAAAAACUUUGUCCAUUCUGCGAGAAAGUUCACGAUCAAGAUCUGACCAAUGAAUUGGAAACCGGAGCCAAAGGGAAACCUUUUCGCUGCCAGUUCUGCAACCAGAUAUUCUCCAUCUCUUGCCUCUUUGUCAAACACAUGGAAUCGCAUCUUGGGAAAAGCCUGUAUCGGUGCGAAUUCUGUGGCAUCCUUUUCGAGGAUUUCUUUGAUUUGAUCACUCACCGGAAGGACCAUCUGACGCUUGCCUGCAAGUUCUGCGACAAGAGGUUCGGCGAUGAGGAAUCGCGGAAGAAGCACGUCAGCAGGUUCCACGUGGCCCCGAAGAAAAGGAAUUCUUCGUCUUCGGACCCUCUGAGAGUGAGUAAGAAGAAAUUUUCCCUGAGGAUCGAUGAGAUUCUCCAGAAGAAUACGGCUGUGUUGAAGCCAUUCCAUUCCUGUGACAUCUGCUAUGAGAAUUUUCCGCAGUUGUCGCAGCUCCUCAUUCACAAGAAGACGCAUACAAAAGAAAAGCCGCACAAGUGCAACACCUGCGGAAAGAGCUUCAAACACGACAAUGUGCUGAAGGUGCACCAACAGUUGCAUCAGCAGCAGCAACAACAGCAGCAGCAGCAACAACAACAACAACAACAGCAGCAGCAGCAUGUUUCCGUGAGCGACAAUAAACCCGUCAGCGCCCUCUGCAACCAAAACCUCUCUCGUAACUGCAAGACGGCGCCGCAGCAGACGCAGAUGCAAGCAAAAGAAAAACCCGAAGUCGCCGCUCUCAAAGAGAACUCCGACUCCAAACCAAUCCCAGUGCUUUUGGCAACGCAGUUAGGUCCGACAGGCGUUGUUCUUUCGGAGCAUACGGAACCAGCCAUACAAAAACUGGGCCCUGUUAUAGAGAAUCUAACCCCAGCUCAUCUGGGGGCCAAAACUGUGUAUUUACUUAGCAAACCGCAGACCCGGUUGGACUCGGCAAUAAAUAUCUGUCCGCCAUCUCCUCUGCUGAACAUACAGCGAAAUUCGGUCAUUCAACAGGUACGGCAUGACAGACCAGUCCUUGUUGCCGGUCAGAAUGUUCCGGUGAAGAUUUUGAAAUCUCCAGAGAUGGUUGAUUCAGGAGUGUUUCUAAGCAACGGUGUUUCGCUUGAGAAGAAGCAACCACAACUCGGAGCGGUCGUUGUGUCCGAUCCUAACAACAGCAUAUCCACACAAAGGGUCAACGGCAAAAGUAACAACGGGGUCGUCAGUCCGGUGGUUAUGGAGAAUUACCUGAUUUUGAAAUUGCCAUCGACAGAGACGAACCCCUUAAAGAUACCGAGUUAUGGUGCCAUCGUGCAAUCUCCUGCAGGCAGCGUUGCUUCACCUGUUGUGACGACGCCAACACUGACAGCAGAAGCGAUGGAGAUCAGAAUCGCAGACUCUACAAGUCUUCAUCCCAAUAACAGCAUUAAUUAUUCCAAGGUGAAAACGAAGGCCUGCAAAACCAAACCUGAUCGAGAAUCAGAUUGUAAUAAAGGUUCCAAUCCGGGCCCAAAUCUAAAAAGGGAUCGAGAACAGCAGCCCCUAUCCCUCGUAAAAUCAGAACCAGCUGAAAAUACUCAGGACAAAGGCUUUGAGAACUUUGCCAAAGACACUGGCAAAAUAGAUUCUAAGCCUGACUCUGUUGAGAUGUCAUCUCAUGUUGUGAUGCAUUGUGCAACACCUGCUCGGAAUGGUGAGGAGAACAAACUUGAAGCCACAGUGAAAGCUGAUGUUGAAGUGGAACAAAGGAUUAAGCAGGAAAGAGAGUCUUCGGAAUAUAAAGUGGUUGUGGAAUUUGAUGUUGUCCCUGAGAGACGUGAAGUUGUGACGCAGUCCCUGAAACGAGAACCGGCGUUUGAGCUAGUGGAACAGGCACCGGUUGAAGAACAAGUGAAAACGAGGGAUAACUUUGUGUUGGUGGUGAAAGAGGAAGCUGGGGAUGCAGUGAGUUCUCCGAGAAUUCCUGAAGACGGAGUAAACGAUGCUGCGGAGAGAGGUCAAACAGAGAUGAUGGUCUCGGACAAACCUGGGGGAAAUGGAAAACCGGGAAACGGAAACGAUGGUGAAAAUGAACGGAAAGCAGGAGAAGAAAAUAAAGAGGGGAGAGAACGUCUGUGUGUCCAUUGUGGGAAGAAUCACAGCAAAGCUUUGAUUGAGUUCCUUGCACAAAGUCCCAAAGACAAACCUUUCAAGUGCCGAAUCUGUGGAGAUACCUUCUCCAUUGGGUGUCUUUUCAUGAGACAUAUAAACAGUCAUGAGGAAGUAGAGGGCAGCAUCCUGUACCAAUGUGAAAUCUGUGGCAGCAUCUUUGAGCAGUUUCUCUCUCUGUUCUCGCAUCGGCAAGCAAUGCACCGUUCGUCGAACUACAACUGUAGUCAGUGCCAGCAGGCGUUCGUCUGCGAGUCCGACUUGAAGCGUCACACGCGGCUGGUGCACUACGUCGAGAAGGCCUUCGUCUGCGACUACUGCGGCAGGUCCUUCUCGCAGAAAUGCAACCUUGUGUUCCACCGGCGCACGCACACGGGCGAACAGCCCUACAGCUGCGAAUACUGCGGCAAGCGGUUCGCUCGACCGGGCAACCUCAACAUCCACCUGCGCACGCACACGGCGCCAAAGCUGAAAAUGCACAGGUGCGGCACGUGCGACAAGCCAUUCAAGACGCGGCAGCAACUCAAGUUUCAUGCCCAACUGAUGCACCACAACUACCACGAUGACUAUCAUGACAACCGUAUCCAUGACAACCGCGGUGGUAGAGGGGGUGGCAGUGGGAGCAGCAGUGACAUGCCGUUCAAGUGCGACAUUUGCGGUGAUGGUUACUCGAACUGCAAGGACUUGAAGGAACAUGUACAACUGCACCAAGCAGGGGACAAACAGACGUACACAUGCAACUGUUGCGGAAAACAGUUCUUGCACUCCUACAUGUUACUCCGGCACAAACUCUCGCACAGGGGCCGACUCUGUCAGUCGGCUAAAGUCCAGUCCUCUCGGACGGCCCCGCAACCAUAAAUGUCGAGAGAGGACCCACCCCGCUGCUCCAGUCUCCAUUCCCACCUUAUUUUUAAAAAAUGUGGAGGGGAGGCACGGCUCCUCUUUCCAUUAAUGCUGAUGCCUCACCCCCCUCCCCUCCAACCCCACCAAUCACUAAAUGUGUGAAAGAAAUAGAAAAAGAAAGGGAUCGGCCCCCCGUGUGACCGUUCACUGUCCUCAAAAUAGCAACGAAAUUUUCCUCGAUUCAAACACUUGCCAUCAAGAAAAUGAAAGCUCACAUUAGAUAAUGUAGUCCUAGAUACACUUAUAUUUGUUUCAGCCAUGUGGCUGUGGUCAUGCUGGAGCACUACUGUGCUAUGUCUGAAUAAAAGAACCACCAGGUGGUCUGGUCAUAGCUGAAACAUCCACCUUUCAUUGUAGGUCGACCAGAUCAGGACUGACCUGUGGUUAAAUAAGAAGGAUAAUCUAGUCCUAGAUAUACUUUUGUUUCAGCCAUGUGGCUGUGGUCAUGCUGGAGCACUAAAAAGAACAACCAUAUUAUGAUCACAGCUGAAACAACCAUAGGUGCAGGAGUGGCUGUGUGGUAAGUAGCUUGCUUACCAACCACAUGGUUCCGGGUUCAGUCCUACUGCAUGGCACCUUGGGCAAGUGUCUUCUACUAUAGCCCCGGGCCG